Molecule: messenger RNA, 6310 nt
Organism: Melanotaenia boesemani (Boeseman's rainbowfish)
Lineage: Eukaryota; Metazoa; Chordata; Actinopteri; Atheriniformes; Melanotaeniidae
Gene: gjc1
Product: gap junction protein gamma 1
Exons: 2
Coding region: 716-2161 (481 amino acids)
Biological process (GO): cell communication
Cellular component (GO): connexin complex
Source: RefSeq, a predicted model, not a curated record
GUCAGUCAUCCAGAUGCCUGCUCACCCAGAGUCGGACUGUGCUGUUGCGUGGCGGAGAGCCCGGUUCUGAUCAUAUAUACGGGAUAAGAACACUAAUUGAUGUAGGUGGACCUCCAGUGAUCAACAGAUCGGCAACUACACUGUCCACUACUGCGAAAAAGAAUAAGAUGAGCGACCCGACAGACAACGCCGGAGCCAACUGGCACGUGAGCGACUGACAUAUUUACUACCAAAUCUUCGAGCUAUUCGCAGAGAUAUGACCAAACCAGCGCUUACAGUUAGCUUUUAACCAACUGCUUUUGGCACUGGAGGAGGCUCUACUCGUGCCAAAAUGUCCCGACUAUUGUCUUACAUCUCUGUAACGGAAUGGGCCCGCAGGAAUUUUGGCACCGGUUUUACGCAGCAGACCACAUAGUUUAAUCGACGUAGCUCGACCGAACACGGAACACAUGGACAAAGACUGCUCACACGUCUCGUAGUGAUGCUAUGAAAUCAAAUUGAGAAGAAAUCAGAAAAACGUCUUACUGGUUCCUCCCGAGAAGUGGAGCAGAUAAUCAACGGCGGGAUUCAAGUUUGGACCUCACCAAGUCCAAAACGACCUUCCCUUCCCAAACAAAGGAUCAUCUUACAUCUUAAAGCAUCUUCACAGACUCGCAUAGCGAGUCUGUGAGCAGGUGAGAGAGGGACACUGUCUGCCCCACUGUCCAGCGACACCAUGAGCUGGAGCUUCCUCACGCGGCUGCUGGAGGAGAUCCACAACCACUCCACCUUCGUGGGGAAGCUGUGGCUCACCGUGCUCAUCGUCUUCCGCAUCGUUCUCACUGCGGUUGGGGGAGAGUCCAUCUACUACGACGAACAGAGCAAGUUUGUCUGUAACUCGGGCCAGCCCGGUUGUGAGAAUGUCUGCUAUGACGCCUUCGCUCCUCUGUCUCAUGUCCGUUUCUGGGUCUUCCAAAUCAUCCUGGUUGCAAUGCCUUCUCUCAUGUACAUGGGCUACGCUGUCAACAAGAUUGCACGAUUAGAUGAGACAAAGGGUGGAUCUGCCGGAGUCAGAACUGGAGGAGGGGGCUACACUCACAGAAAACCCAGGAAAAUCUGCUUUGGAGCACGACAGCACAGAGGCAUCGAGGAAACUGAGGAGGACCAGGAAGAUGAUCCCAUGAUCUAUGAGGUGCCAGAGAUUGAACCACCAAAAAGGCCACGAGAUCCCCUGCAACCCACACCCAGACCCAAGAUCCGACAUGAUGGGCGUAAGCGUAUCCGAGAUGAGGGACUGAUGCGGGUCUAUGUUAUGCAGCUGGUGACCCGAACUGUGCUAGAGGCAGGCUUCCUUGCAGGCCAGUAUUUGCUGUAUGGUUUUCGUGUAAAACCAGUAUUUGUGUGCUCGGGGAAACCUUGUCCCCACAGCGUCGACUGCUUUGUUUCACGGCCUACAGAGAAAACAAUCUUUCUGCGCAUCAUGUAUGGAGUCACUGUGCUUUGCCUCACUCUUAAUGUUUGGGAGAUGCUCCAUUUGGGCAUUGGUUCCAUCUAUGAUAUUCUUCGACGCCGGCGCUGCCCACCUCAAGAGGAUGAGUACCAAUUGGGCUUACUGGGAACCAAUGGCGGAGUGGAGGGCUCUGUUGCUGGCACAGGGCCUGAAGCAGGUUCUGAAGGAGGGGUGGGUGGAGAUGGUGCUGCAGAUUACGUUGGCUACCCUUUCUCAUGGAACACCCCAUCAGCUCCACCUGGGUACAACAUUGUUGUAAAGCCAGAACAAAUGCCCUACACGGACCUUAGUAAUGCUAAGAUGGCAUGCAAGCAGAACAGGGCGAACAUUGCCCAAGAAGAGCAGCAGCAGUUUGGCAGCAAUGAAGACAAUUUUCCCACUGGAGGAGAAGCCCGUGUGGCUCUCAAUAAAGACAUGAUCCAGCAAGCUCAUGAGCAACUGGAAGCAGCCAUCCAGGCUUACAGUCAGCAGCACCGGGCAGAGGAACAGCUCGGAGAUAACCAGGACGACAAGCCUCAGAGUAACAUUAUCCAGGCCCAACCACAGCCUCAGCCUCAGAAAGAGCGCAAGCAUAGAGUAAGGCAUGGGAAAGGAGGCAGCAGUGGAGGAGGUAGCAGCAGUAACAGCAGCAGCAGCAAAUCAGGAGAGGGCAAGCCCUCCGUAUGGAUUUAACCCCACACACACACACUGACAUGUACUCUAAGCAUGUAUAUAUUACAGAACAAAUGAGGAGCGGUUGCACUCUUUCUUCAAUAUUCAAACACCACUGUGCCUUAAAGAAUCCUGCAAGCUGGAGAAGAUGUGUGUUUGUGUCUAAGGGUCUGUAAAAAAUAUCAUGAAAAUGUGAUGUUGCAGCUGACAAUAUGUUUUGUAUGGGCUAUCGCUGUCUAACUUGAAACAUCACACCAAACUAUGUUAGGCUACAGUCUGUCGUUUACACGUCUCGUUCUCCUCAAAGCAGAUCAUUGACCUCUGUUGUCUUCCUGUUCACACUUUCGGAGGGAUUUUCAGCUUUGAAAAAAAAUCUUUUGAGUCAUAAUGGGUUGUCUUGAAAUUAGAUGGAUCACUCAGAUUUGGCUGAGCUCAUUUUCUGCCUGCUCCUCUGCAAUUAAUAGAUCGGGAUCCUAACUCUUGGGACAAUAGAACAAAAUGACAGCGAAAUGAAGUAUCAGAUGGCCAAGUCAUCACUUUGUCCAAGCAAGCUAAUGCGAUGACUUCACACCGUUGUGACAAAAUCAAGGAACAUAAAUACAUGCAAUAACAUGAAACAUGUUUCAGUGGCAGCACCUGCAGCAGUGACGUUCAUCACCUUCCUGAUGGCUGUGUCCUGUCAGUCAUGUACUGUGUCCAGGCUUUCUACAGUGUCAUUUCAAAGUGUUUUAUGCUAUAACUUUCCACUCACUUGUUUGUUUCCUGUGCAAUUUUGAUAACACCAGCUGCUACUCAGGAACCGCUGAGUACAGCGGGUGAAUCUGAAAUUUCUAGAUUUGUUUUUGUUUUUUUUUUUUUUUUUUUUUUUUUUUUUUGUUAUUAGCAGGGUGCAAAAGCAGUCCACUUUUUAUACCUUAUUCCUCAACUUCUCAGUUCCUGUCUUUGGCUGUUCAUGGUUCUUGGACAAAAUAACUCAGCGUUCACUGUUGCUCCAUCUGCCUUGUUGUUGACUGCCCCCUGGUGGUAUUUUUUUAAUGGAGCUUUAUAUACUAGUCGAUGCCAGUGCUAUCUGCAUCUAGCAACACCUUACCCAGCUGUAGUGUUCCAUUUAUCUUGACAAAAUUAUGUCACUAAUGUCUUCCCAAAGCUACAAGUUCAUUAUUAGAUGCAAAAGGCUACAAUAUCAUCAAUUUGUAUUGAAAAAAAAAACCACAUUAAAAGCCAUUGCUAUAAUAUAGUAAGACCAAACACUGUUUGUGUGAUGCAAGUGUCAUUGCCAAGAUCUUUCCAGGCUGCUAUGAAGCCUGAUUGUUUGUAGCUUUGGAAUACUGUGGCCAUGAUACUUCAGCUGUGGAACUAUGCCUACGUGAGACCAACCCUUUUGUAAAAGUCACUUUUUUGUAUUACAGUAAGUGUAUUGCUUUUUGGAAUGGGAUUUGAAAUAAGAACUUAAAAACCUUGAGUUAGUUUUUAUGUUCAAGCCAGUGUUUUAUAUAAAAGGUCUCUUUUUUUCAAUGAAGUUCUUUUUUUGUAAAAUAACUGAAAAGAAAACAAGAUAUUUUAAAGAUGAAUUAGCUGUGUGAAUAUUUAUGGUUACUGUGAUUUAAAUUGCCUUUCAAUUGUAAAAAUGUGAAAUAUGACAUAGUAUAUUUUUAUAAUAUGUCAGCUAAAGUGACUAAAGAAAAAAGUAAGUCAGUCUUUGUUGCAGUAUAAGUAUUUAAUGUAUGUACCAACCCUCUCGGCUGAGUUUUGAUAAACAGUGUUCCUUUUCCAAUGUUGUUCUGAGAUCUGCAUAACAGCUGUGUGUGUUGAGGCAGACUGGCUGAUGAAAGGUCAUAAAGUGCCAAAUUACUCAAACCAUUCCUAGUUUCCCGAACAGGCUGCAAAAGCAUACUCAAAUCUGGGGGGGAAAAAAUGCACUUUUUGUUGUUGAUUAAAAAAAUAGACAUCUUUCUCAGCUGAAAAAAACAUCACAUGGGAAGAUAUAUUAAAAAGUGCAUAAUGCCGGGGGUUCUUAUACACACAGAUGCUGUGUAAUACAGAGUGGGUUUCAGAAGAAAGACUCCACGUGUCUCCAGCUAGAAGCAGUCAGACAUAAAUCAUCAGAAAUACUUCAGUCAGCUGUUCCCGAAACAGUGAUUGACACUGAUUCCAAUAAGCCACAGGUGAUUCACUGAGAGUCACUGUCAGUCUUUUCCUGAAGACCAAUCAGUUCUCAUUAAAUUCUUUCUCAGUAAGCAAAAGUUUCUAAGUUAUUUACUAUUGUAUGAAGAGAUGAAAUAGACAACAUGGAUUACGGGCAGAUGAUGACUCUCGGCAGUUAGACCCAGCUGGGGCCACAAGAGGGCAACUUCCUGUCAAAGGAGCAGACUCUUCAGAGAGCGAGGAAAAGGCGAUAUGGGGAGGUGCUGCCAGGGUACUCAAAGACUCCAUCUGCUAAAUUCUGUCUCCCUUGCAGCUUGGCCUCACAUCUUCAAAACUAGGCUAGACUGUUAAGCUUAGACGCUUGUUUUUAUGGGAAAGUGGAGAAUUUGGGCAGCUAUCCAGGUCAGAAGAAUUACCCUGUGGCACUGUUACGUACUUGUCUUGCCCUGCUCUCUUUUGUCCAUUAAGUGACUGAGAAAUAAAAGGAGUAGAAUGAGUAAAAUGGAAAGUGUGCUCAGUGUUCAGAAAUGGUUUUAACAGAUUUUUAUUUUUUAUUUUUCCUGGAAUUUGUGCUCCUCUACAUUUUUCCUGUCCUGUCCUGUGGAAACCACUUCCUCAAAUCGUUGUGUGGGAAAAAAACAACAAAAGUAAACAUAGUACAAGCCAUGUCUAUCUGAUAUGACAGCGUUUGUUUCAAGCUUAACCACAAUGUGUUUUACAAGAUAUAAUAAUAAGCAAGGGUUUUGCUAAAGCCAUAACAAGGGUUUGUGCAUUUAGAGUCAUGUAAAAAAAUAUAAAACAAAAUAAAACAAAAAGAAAGCACACCCUCUUCAAAUUCUAAUGUUUUAUGUAUCAGGACAUGAAAUAUUGCCUGGUCCACCAAGGUAAUACAUGCAGUCUCAGGUGAGCAUAAACACAUGAAAUGUUGCACUGUCUUAAUUUAUUUAACAACAUUGUCUGUUUAGUAUGUGCUGAAAUGUAAAAACUAAGAAUUCAAAGAGGGUGUAUUUCCUUUUUCUUUAUGACUGUUUGUAUGAUCAACAAAUGAAGCUAAUCUGUAUUUAUAAGCUUUUUUUUGUCCAUAAAUUUAACUGUUUGAUUCUUCAAAACAAAAGAAUACACAGCAUUAGAUCACAAAAACUUUGAGACGCUUAAUUUCAAAUAAAAAAUAUGCAUUUGGACAGUUUUGCAAGAGGUAACAAUUUAGUUUUCAUGAAAUAUAGGAAUCAAAUAUAACUGAGUACAACAGGAUCAGUAGCAAAACUUGGUAACAUUAAGAAGAAGUUAGCUUGGUAUUUUGAACAAAUGCAACUUUAAGGCUCCUUCUCUUCUAUGCUUCAGGUCUGCUUCCAAAGCCCUGCAGAGGGAGUAUCAUGCAUGUGCUGGCAAGUACCCAUGGCAACUGUAAAAGUGGUAGUGAUUGACACUAGUAAGCCUCUGACUCUGACUGCUGGUGCAUUGUAAGCACAAGGAGAAGCUGAGGAGCCUGAUUCUUUCAGAUAUUGUCAUCUUCAUACUUUAGUGUCCAGGCACAGUGACAACUUCAGCAAAGCAAUUCCCAGACUAUUAUUCUGUUGUGAUUUAUCUCUAUACUGUACAUGAACGCAGUAAGAGUUAAAAAUGGUUGUAGCAGAUGAAGUCUUAAGCAACUGUUAACUCAGAACAUUGUCUGUAAGGAUGAAAGACUGUAGAAAGGUUGUGUUGUUUCCCUUCAUCUUUCUUAUUGUAAAUCCUGCCAGAUGUGUCAAUAAUACCAGUUGUAUUACCAGUACAAUUUCAGAUUCAUAUAUGUGUUUGUGUGUUUGUGUUUUUUUCCAAGCUUUUUGUAAUAUGUACAUUUCUUUGAGUGCCAUUCUGGUAUCCCCUAGCUGAGAUCUUUUUCAUAUUCUUUGACGGAACAGUUGAUAUGCAUGCAAAAAGGGCCUAUUUUCCUACAAAAAAUAAAUCCAAAAUACAUAUAGAAAAGUGUCAUGCAUCUUUUGUUUAGGGUCAUUUGCAAGACGAAGGAUAAUAGGAAUGAAAAGG